AAAUGCAAACGACGGGAGAAAAGUUGCUGCAAACGAAUGCGAGAAGGCCGACACGUCAGGGAACUGCGUUCCGAAGUGAACGAGCACUACAGGAAGAGAAAAAAAUCAGGAGACCACGGUCUGCCUAACGGAACAACCGCGAAACUGAGUCUUAGGAAAUCAGGAGACCCGCGGCGUUCCCCCAAAAAAGAGACCCCGCAAGAAAUAAUUGCUGUUUUGCGCGCUCGCGGCCCACCCAUAGAGUGCUGCAUUUUCCCUGUCGUUUUCAACCGAAAAGCUCUUCAGUUGAAAUGCAUCGAAAGUCACACGUCUUCUUUCCCUGCACCUCAAAUCCUCGACGGCACUUCACGGUUCCCACACAGAAUACAACCUGUCAAAACAGUGUUUGUUUCCACUCUUGAAAAUGUCUCGGAGUCAAAAGGCACCUGCUUUUCAACGGUCCCGUGAGUCGCAAGAAAGAAAGAGAUCUGUAUACUGGGUUCUCUUCACCUCUGCUGAGAUGUGCACCAGUUCUCAUGUGACUCCCACUCCCACACUCUACAUAUAUAUACAUAUAUAUAUA
Molecule: messenger RNA, 562 nt
Organism: Toxoplasma gondii ME49
Lineage: Eukaryota; Apicomplexa; Conoidasida; Eucoccidiorida; Sarcocystidae
Exons: 2
Coding region: 37-447 (136 amino acids)
Source: RefSeq, a predicted model, not a curated record